AUGAAAGUAUAUUCUAACUUCGUGGUCUACUUGUUUCCGAACGCGCACCCCAGAAUCGCCUCUCCAAUUACAGCCGAGGUCGCGUCUCGAGUCACCAAGAAAGAUAUCAACAACAGGAACAAGAUAUCAAUUCGGAUAAUGAGCUAUCCCAGACACUCCCUCCUUUAUUUUUCAUCACAACCUUUUCAGUCACCUAGUAUAGGCCCUCUCUCAUAUCACCGUUACCGGUUCACAAGGAACUAUAAACCAGCAGCAUUACAUGAUGGCUUGAAGCUAAGAAGUCCUCAAUGUAAACGAGGAGGUGACGCUCAGGCCCGGCGCCCAACCACAACCAAAACCAGCUCUAUAUCUCGAUAUCAACCUGUUGCGCUUUUGCUUCCGCCCAGUCUCCUGCUAUUCAUCACUGUUCUAGAUGCUAUCCUUCAUUUGGCGGACGAUAAAACCAUCGUGGGGGAGACAAUUGGACGGGUGAGUGUCGUCUUAUGUUCUGACGAUGCUGGCGAUUGA
Molecule: messenger RNA, 507 nt
Organism: Morchella sextelata
Lineage: Eukaryota; Fungi; Ascomycota; Pezizomycetes; Pezizales; Morchellaceae
Exons: 6
Coding region: 1-507 (168 amino acids)
Source: RefSeq, a predicted model, not a curated record